AUGUCAUGGUUAAAGAAACACAAUCCCCAAAUUUCAUGGGAAAAACAUACACUUGUUUUUAAUUCCUUGUAUUGUUCCAACAACUGUUUAUCUAUACCUACUGUCUUAGAACUCAAAGCAGUAGAAGAAAUCCCCACUCCUUAUCAAGAAUUCUCUAAGGUAUUUUCAGAGGAAGAAUCAUCAAAAUUACCUCCCCAUUGUCCUUAUGACAUUGCCAUUGAGUUACUCCCGGAUGCACAACCACGACAUGGUCCCAUAUACAGUUUAGGUCCAAGGGAGGAUGCGGAACUUAAAGAAACUAUUGAGAAACAACUCAAAGCAGGUUUAAUCCGCCCGUCUAAAUCCCCUAUGGCCUCUCCCAUAUUAUUUGUCAAAAAGAAAAAUGGGAAGUUACGCAUGUGUGUGGACUAUCGGCGUUUGAACAGUAUGACCAAGAAAAACGUUUAUCCCCUGCCCUUGCCACAGAAUCUCAUUGAGAAAUUACAAGGUGCUAAGAUCUUCAGCAAGUUUGAUCUCAAGGCAGGAUAUAACCUAGUUCGAAUCAAAGAAGGCAAUGAAUGGAAAACCGCUUUCAAAACAAAAUACGGACUAUUUGAAUAUUUGGUCAUGCCUUUUGGAUUAACAAAUGCACCGGCGGCUUUUCAAGACAUGAUGAAUGAGAUAUUCAGGGAUCUUCUGGAUGUCUACGUCAUCAUUUAUUUGGACGAUAUUCUGGUAUUCUCUUUGAACAAAAAGGAUCACAAAGCUCAUGUACGAGAAGUACUUAAAAGGUUACAAGACAAUGAUCUCUUCUGCAACAUUGAAAAAUGUCAUUUCCACGUCAAGAAAAUCGAUUACUUAGGGUUUAUUAUAUCUGAAUUCGGCGUAGAAGUGGAUCAGUCUAAAGUUACAGAUGCUAUGAACUGGUCAACACCUAAGAAUGUCAAGAACAUCCAAGAAUUCUUAGGAUUUGUAAACUUUUAUAGACGAUUUAUCCCUAAUUUUGGCAACAUGGCACGACCUCUGUACAACCUGCUCAAAAAAGAUAGUACCUGGAAAUGGGAACAGGCGGAACAACAAUCCUUCGAUGGUCUGAAGAAAUGUCUUACAUCAGCACCUCUGCUUUUACAACCAGACACCACAAAGCAAUUUUAUGUGGAAUGUGACGCCUUGGAUUAUGCCACUGGAGCAAUACUAUCUCAACGUAAUCUAGAAGGGAAAUUAGCCCCUGUAGCCUAUUUAUCUAAAUCCCUAUCCCCAGCUGAAAAAAACUACGAUAUCUUUGACAAGGAAUUACUGGCAGUUAUCAGGGCAUUUAAAGAAUGGCGCCACCUACUGGAAGGAUCAGAAUUACCAGUCCAAGUUCUGACGGAUCAUAAGAACCUGGAAUACUUCUCUACAUCACAAUCCUUGAAUAAACGACAGAUUCGAUGGGCAAAUUUCCUAGUGGACUAUAAUUUCCAGAUCAAUUACAGGCCUGGGGCACAGAAUAAGAAGGCCAAUAUCCUUUUGCGGCGCUACGAUUUGGUACCCCUUGAAGGGGGGGUAGAGAACCAAGUUCUCCUGAAACCGGAACUUUUCAUUGCAUCAAUCACCCUGGAUCAGGAAAUCAAUGAUUUAAUUGGCAAAGCUAUUUACGAGGAUGACCGUCUAAAAGAGAUUCUGCUCAAACUCCAGAACAAGGAAAAGGUUUUGGAUUGGGAAUUAAGAGAAGGACUACUAUGGUAUCAAGGAAAAAUCUUUGUACCGAAAGAUAAUACCAUUAGGAACCUUAUCCUAGAAUCUAGGCAUGACGCCUUGGCGGCAGGACACCCAGGACAAGCCAGGACAUUAGAACUUAUUUCCAGAAGUUAUUACUGGCCAUCGCUGAAAAAGUUUGUCAACUCUUAUGUCAACCACUGCGAAACCUGUAUCAGGUCCAAACCAACAAAUCAAGUACCUGUGGGACUGCUAAAGCCAUUACAAAUUCCUGAACGCCCAUGGGAAGAUAUAGCUUAUGACAUGAUUGUGGGAUUACCGGUUUCAGAAGGCUUUGAUGCUAUCCUAACCGUGAUUGAUCGAUUUUCAAAAAUGGUCCAUUUUAUUCCUACCCAAUCCACAGCGUCGGCUAUUGACAUUGCCAACUUAUUCAUCACAUACAUCUGGAAGUUACAUGGCCUCCCCAGGAGUACUGUUUCAGAUAGAGGUCCUACAUUUAAUGCCAAGUUUAUUUGUCAUCUAUAUAAAAGGCUAGACAUCAAGCCUACCUAUUCUACAGCCUACCAUCCUCAAACAGAUGGUCAAACAGAACAAAUACAACGAGAGGCCGAGAUCUUUAUACGCAUGUUUGGGAAUCAUUGUCAAUCAGACUGGGUAUCACUAUUGCCAUUGGCCGAAUUUGCCUUGAACAAUUUGAAACAGACUUCCACAGGCAAAUCCCCUUUCCAAAUAUGUUAUGGCUAUAAUCCAAGAUUUACAGUUGGUCAAAAGUCAGAUGAGUCAGUCCCUAACGCAGACGAACAUGCAGGAUUCUUAGAAAAGGGCUAUGAUGAAGUCAAGGCAACGUUAUCAAUAUCCCAAGAAAGGAUGAAACACUUCUAUGAUCAACGUCACAGAGAAGAAGAAGAAAUUCAAGUAGGGAACAAAGUUUGGCUAAGUCAUCAGAAUAUAUCCACCGAUAGACCAUCCAUCAAGCUUAGCCACAAAAAGCUAGGUCCCUACUUGGUAACUGAAAAAAUUGGAUUGCAUGCGUAUAAAUUACAACUACCUCAUACCAUGCGCAUACAUCCAGUCUUUCACAUUAAUCUUCUGACAAAAUUCCAUCCUGACCCUCACGGACGCGACCCUCCUCAACCUGCACCUAUUAUUACAGAAGAAGGUGAGGAAGAAUAUGAAGUUGAAAGAAUCUUGGACAGCAAAUGGAAAGGGCGUGGCAAAUCAAAGAAACUCUGGUAUUUAGUCAAGUGGAAGGGAUACGACGAAGGAAGCAACUCGUGGGAACCAGUGGAUAAUGUGGGUAACGCUCAAGAAGCCAUAAAAGAAUUCCACAUGGAACACCCUGAUGCAGUUGGAGCUUGA
This is a messenger RNA of Rhizoctonia solani, 3036 nucleotides long. Its product is annotated as Retrotransposable element Tf2 protein. The transcript has a single exon. The record is from RefSeq and is a predicted model, not a curated record. Gene Ontology annotation, molecular function: nucleic acid binding. Gene Ontology annotation, biological process: DNA integration. NCBI's taxonomy places the organism in Eukaryota, Fungi, Basidiomycota, Agaricomycetes, Cantharellales, Ceratobasidiaceae. Bases 1 to 3036 code for a protein of 1011 amino acids.